UAUAUGAUGAGACAUGAGACACGUGUCUAUAUAAAAUAUUUCAUGAAUUUGCGUAUUAUUUCGUAUCAUUUCGUAAAUGCUUCUGAGAUUGUUUCCGUUAAUUGGAUCUCUCAGAGAUUGAAGAAACUUGCAAUCAGAUGAAUAAAAUGUAUUUAUAAUGAUAUUUUAUUAUCUUCGCUUCAGGAUGGUCUUGUCUGUACAACAUUGUGCUCUGUGUUUUUAUCUCAGAAAUAAAAACAUGUUAAUGUACAAUUGAGAUUUAUACAAACAUGUGAUUUCCACCUCUUUUAUCGUCUUUCGGAGAAAAAUCAUGUAUAAUAAUUGCAUUAAUGGUAUAUCUGCUAUGAAUACAACAUAAAAGAAAUACUGAUGCAUUGUGAUUGCAUGGAGCUAAACUUGUGGCAGGAGAAAUUUUGUAUUUGUAUAUUGUACAAUCAACAAUAUUCAUACAUAUUCAGAGAUAGAUUUCAUAAUGCAAAGGUGGAUGACAAUUCAGGCAAUGAUGCUUGUUACCCUGACAAUGUUUGCAUUUAUUGUAGGACAGCAAAUGGUAGAUAGUCUUAAUACUGAACUGAUAGCAGGAGAAGAUGAUAAUCUUCUUGUAUUUUCAACUCUUGGAGGAUUGUUUGUUGGUGUUAGUCAGCGAUCGGGAGAAAUACUUUGGCAACAAAAUGAUGAACCAGUAGUCAAAGUGCCUAUCAAUCUGUCAGAACCUAAAAUACCAAUGUUUCUGCCAGAUCCUAGAGAUGGUUCUCUCUAUCUCUUUGGCAGAGAUUCAGAGGUAUUAAAAAAGCUACCAUUCACCAUUCCUCAGUUAGUGGCUAAUAGUCCUUGUAGAAGCAGCGAAGGAAUAUUAUAUACUGGCAGAAAAAUAGAUACCUGGUUUAGCAUAGAUUUAACAACUGGUGAAAGAGAACAGCUUUUAAGUUUUAAUAGUGAGAAAAAUACUUGUCCUUUGGAAAUGCAGAAUGCUAUUUUUGUGGGUCGCACGGAAUAUAACAUUAUUAUGGUUGACAGCAAGCGCAAAGAUAGAAAGUGGAAUGUAACAUUUUAUGAUUACUCUGCUGCACAAAUGGAACCUGAUGUAACAGAAAAAUAUGAUUUAUUACAUUUUACUACAAGUUCAACAGGUCGUGUUGUGACUUUAGAUAGAUUAGGAAGAAUUCUUUGGAAAUUGGAUCUUAAAAGCCCAGUGAUAGCAAUAUACACUGUGACUAAAGACGGAUUACUAACAAUUCCUUUCACAAGUAUUGCUGAUUCUUUGGUGGAAAGUUUUGCAACGAAACCAACUGAUGUUCAGUUGUUUCCUACCUUGUUUGUUGGAAUGCAUCAUUAUGGUCCCUAUGCGUUACCAUCGCUCGUCGACUCGGCCACGACGAUAUCGAGCAAUAUUGGACACUUAUUGCUAGAGGGGCCAUUAUUUACUUCACAUGUUGAUGAAACUAAUAAUAAAGUGCCAUUACCAGGGGAUUAUGUUUUUAUUCCUAAUAUUGACAUAACUAAUGAUGGUUAUCAAAGUUUCGAAAACACCAAAAGUAUGCUAGGGUAUAAACCACAGAAUCAAUUCCUUCAAAUAACUGGGCGGUCCGAUCCGAUAAUUUUGGAGACUUCAACAUUGAAUGUCACCGAGAUGAAGUUACCUGUUGCCAUGCAGUCGGACAUAUCAAAUAAUACUGUGCAAUCAGAAAGCAAUCAUAAUUGGCAGAGAAUUUUAUUAAACAUGUACAGUACGACCAAAGUAUGGAUCAAUCAACAAGAAAAUAGAGGUAUAAAAUUGGUCCUGAUUAUAUUUGUAGGAUGCAUGAUUGCAGCAGUAUGGUAUCUAUAUAUACAAAAUAAGGAGCAACUUCAGCAACUAUCACAGAUUUCGCGAGAAAGUAGUCGCACGAAUUAUUCUGGUAAAUCAGGUAAUUCGAUUAUUAUGCCAGAAGAUAUUGGAGAGGGCUUAGUGAAAGUGGGAAAAAUUAUUUUUGAUACAGGACAAGUUCUUGGCAAAGGAUGCGAAGGAACAUUUGUGUAUAAAGGUGAAUUUGACGGUCGUGCUGUGGCUGUGAAACGUCUUUUGCCGGAUUGUUUUACGUUUGCAGAUCGGGAAGUAGCUCUGUUGAGAGAAUCAGAUGCGCAUGCAAAUGUAGUCAGAUAUUUUUGUACCGAACAGGAUCGUAUGUUCAGAUAUAUCGCCCUGGAACUAGCUGAAGCCACUUUGCAAGAUUAUGUGACGGGUAAAUAUGACAGGGGAAAAAUAUCUGUAAAAAAUAUUUUGCAUCAAGCUACCUCUGGAUUGGCGCAUCUACAUUUUUUAGAUAUUGUCCACAGAGACAUUAAACCUCACAAUGUCUUACUCUCUGUACCUGGACCUCGAGGAGAGGUGCGUGCAAUGAUAUCAGAUUUUGGAUUAUGCAAGAAACUUCAGCUUGGGCGCGUAUCAUUUUCGCGGAGAUCUGGCAUUACUGGGACUGAUGGCUGGAUAGCACCGGAAAUGUUAAAUGGAGAGAGGACGACGUGCGCAGUUGAUAUCUUUUCACUUGGCUGUGUUUUUUAUUAUGUUCUCUCUGACGGGAAGCAUCCUUUUGGCGAUCCACUACGCAGACAAGCCAAUAUUCUCUGUGGUGAGACUAAUCUGACAGCGCUACGAGAAAUAUCUUCGAGUGACAAAGAAUUAGCAUUGUUAUUAAUCAAGGCGAUGAUAUGCAGUAACCCUGCUGGGAGACCACCAGCUUCAGCAAUUUGUAACUAUCCAAUCUUUUGGAAUUCAGCAGAGAUUUUAAGUUUUUUCCAGGAUAUUAGCGAUCGAGUGGAAAAAGAUCAAUUUGAUAGUCCAGCUUUAAUAGCCUUAGAAACUUGCAGCGAAUUCGUGAUACGCGACGAUUGGAGAUUACAUAUAGAUUUGGAGGUUGCAACAGACUUGCGAAAAUACAGGAGCUAUCGAGGCGACAGCGUAAGAGAUCUACUCAGAGCUCUACGAAAUAAGAAGCAUCACUAUAGAGAACUCAGCCCAAAAGCACAGGAAAGUCUUGGCAAAAUUCCUGAACAGUUUACAGAAUAUUGGCUGUCGAGAUUUCCAUGUUUAUUGUGUCACGUAUGGUGCGCGAUGCAGAGUUUUCGAGACGAAUCGUGCCUGAAACAGUACUACCAUUCGCAAUAUAUUUUUACAAGUGGUUAUGAAGAGCAAAAAUUAACCAAAUUCACACGUAUGGAACGAAUUAGUGAUACAUUAUCAACGCCGACCAAGAUGCAACAGACAAAUAAUGUCAAUUGGACUCUUAAUCGAAUAAAAUAUCGCGGUCAGAGAAGAAAACAGGAGAAGAGGAAGCAAGAGGAACCCUCGCCGUGGAUAUUGCAAUAGUCGAAUUAAAUUAUUCCAAAAUAGUAAGACAAUUAUGAAUCUUUAUAUGUAUAUUAAAGAUAAAAAAUAAUGUGAUUGUGUGCGAAUAUUUAAAUCAAAAUAAAAUUUUUAUUAGAAUUAUAGUUUGAUAAAAUCUAAUUUGAUCUGAUGAAAUGAUUUUGCUUUUGGUUGAAGAAAAGAGUUAUUUGAAUUAUGCAUCACUUUUAUAUAGGUGAUAUGGCAUGUGUAUUUAAUUAAUACUUUAAUAACAUUUUUAUAUUUCUUUAAAAAUCUAAUAUAAAAACAUAGAAUUAAUGCAAUCUGUAGAAUUAUUUUUUUAUCUUUUUUUUUGUAAUUUUCGAAUUUUUUAAAGAUUUCAAUUUUUUUAAAGAAAUAUGAUAGAAAUAUUAAUUAAUAUUGAUGGUAAACAUAUUAAUUUGGUCCUUCACUACUGUCAUCUUGGAUCGUGAUAUUAAAAAUCAUGUGAAUUUUUUAUCUUUAAUAUAUUAUCUUGUAAAAAUUGCCAAUUUUGUAAAACGCGUGCGCGAACAAUGAUUUAUAAUACUGGGAGUUAAGUAGGCAGAUAUCUGUUUUAUUAUUUAUCGAUAGAUUUACAAUGUAAUUAAUUGUACAAAACAAAUUUAGACUUAAGUAAGAUAUAAUAUUGAUGCAUUGUGUGCAUGUGUCAAAAGUUUGCAGUAAUUGCUUGACAGACAACAUUUAUCUGUUGUUAUCAAAAUAAUGCAUUAAAUAAGCUUUUUUAUAAAAUCA
Molecule: messenger RNA, 4096 nt
Organism: Cataglyphis hispanica
Lineage: Eukaryota; Metazoa; Arthropoda; Insecta; Hymenoptera; Formicidae
Gene: Ire1
Product: serine/threonine-protein kinase/endoribonuclease IRE1
Exons: 14
Coding region: 473-3346 (957 amino acids)
Biological process (GO): mRNA processing; IRE1-mediated unfolded protein response; protein phosphorylation
Cellular component (GO): IRE1-TRAF2-ASK1 complex
Molecular function (GO): ATP binding; protein serine/threonine kinase activity; RNA endonuclease activity
Source: RefSeq, a predicted model, not a curated record